AUGUCGUUUCAGAUUCCAGGGUCAGCGCUGAGCAGAGCUUUGCGCAGUGGACUGGUUCGGCAACGACUCGCAGUCACCAGUGCUCAAGCUGGUCAACUUUGGCCCCGACUGUCAGCUCAGCGAUCAUACUCGAACGCGAACAGUGCCUCUGAAGAACUCCCCGCCGAUAACGAGACCGAGCCCUCUGUUGAAUUCUCCGAGAAAUCCGCGCGAUUCACUCGCAAUGGUGCGAAUAGGGGCCGCAAGCUACGUGGCGACAAACCGGUUGUCGACACGGAGAAGCACAAGCAGGAAGAGCGCGCCUUGAUGGCAAUCGCUUCCGGAUCUAAUGUGGAGGAUGGUGAGAUGAACGAUGAAAUCCGUGGAGCCAGCUUCAAUCGCAAGACGAUCAAUACGGAGUUGAAAUGGUUGGAGGAUCCCCGUGAUCUGGCAGAUCGGGUUGCGCGUAUUCUACGGAGCGGUGAUCCAGCCAUGGCGGCGGCCCUGGUUCGUCAGGCGCAGAAGGAAGGCAAGCGAUGCGAUGUGGCUUGGAAUCAUCUUCUGAGCUACUGCAUGCAACGAGGUUUUCCACAGGUGGCUUUUAAAUUCUACAACGACAUGAAAAAAAGAGGCCGCAUGCCUACCUCCGUGACAUAUACCCUUAUGCUCAAGGGUCUCGCCGAUGCCCCGAAAUCUGCCGCCAACGUCAAGAUGGCCGAAUCUAUCUACAAGUCGAUUAAGAACUCCGAGAUCGAGCCGAAUAUCAUUCAUACCAAUGCUAUGCUCUCGGUGUGCGACCGUCACAAUGAUAUGGAAUCAUUAUGGCGCAUUGCUGGAGACCUCCCAGAAGAGGGCCCGCAAGCGCCAGAUAUGCGGACCUACACGAUCAUUCUAGGCGCGCUUCAGUUUGCGGCGCGCCAUGACAUCGAAAAGAUGAAUCCCAAUGAGACGGAUAAGAUUGUCGAGCGCAAAGACCAGAUGGUGAUGGAGGGCAAAAGAAUCUGGGCGGAUGUUCUUUACCGAUGGACGAAAGAUCAGUUGCAAAUCGACAGCCACGUUGUGAACGCCAUGGCCAGCUUGCUUCUGGAGGGUGCUCGUGAGCGCGAUUACUACGAUGUCCUCGCACUCUACCAUCAAACAAUGGGAAUUCCGAUCUUUGCCAAGAAGCCAGCUGAAACCUCGAAGUGUUCUCGAUUCACAAUGUUCCGCUUAGCAUUCUUGCGGAGGUCGCAGGAUCUCGUGUCCCCGCGUUCGGAUGACGUUCCGUUCGUGGACGAGAACAACCAGCCCUUGCAAGAAGAGCAUGAGAUGGAAGAAGAUUUGGAAACAGAGGGAGAGGAGGAAGUCGAGAAUUUCGACAUGAUCUUUGAUCCUGUCGUUCCUAAGACCGCUGGCCUGUCUUAUCUUCAACCGGGAAGUAAGGAGCUUACUUUUAUCGAGGACGUCUGUCAUAGACUGCCUCAGGGAUUCGCAGCAGGCUAUUCUUACUGGGAUCAUCUGACUGUCGAGUCUGAAACCCGCUUCGAGCCUGAUGCGAUUGCUUACGCUCAAUACCUACGUCUCCUUCGAGCUGGACGAGCUAGCAAGAGGGUUGUACAGGUUAUGCAGAACCAGGUAUUACCCUCAGGUCUGGCAAAUGAGAAGCUGUUCCACCUUGCCAUGACUUGCUGUCGCCGAGACCGCAACAACGCCUCCGUUCUCUUGCACGCAAACGAGCUCCUGGAGGUCAUGCAUAAUGCCCUGGUCCUGCCCGAUCCACGAGUUCUCGAAUCGUACCUGGAAUUAGUCCAGGCUCUCUCCCAAGGGCCGCAUGUCCUUUUGAAUCUGAGAGGUCUACCUAAGGAAGACCGCAGCAAGACUAACGACCUGAAGGUCCUGGGUAAGAAGCUGCAAGCAGAUUUGCACCUCGCCGCGCUCCGUGGUUUGCGCUCCCAGGUUCUCCAGCUCCACGAAGCCCUGCAAAACGGCAAACCUGGUCGGAAUAGCCGCUGGACUUCGUUGAAGAAUGGCUCUGGCAAUAUUUCCGGUUCUCUGGCUGUGAAGGUGAUGGCUCGAGUCCGCACCGUGAUUGAUGAGAUAUUGAAGGCCGAGUACGCUUCUUUUGUCUCGAAGGAGGACCGUAAGGUUCUGCAGUCGGAGUCGAAGUUGUUGAGGACCUAUUCUGACAAAGAGACCCUCAAGAAAUUCAGCACUUUGUCUGUUUAUCCUACCGUUGAGCAGCGGAAUGCUUUCAGGGAGCGGCAGUUGGAGAUUGUCGAUGAAGUCCCUGAAGGCAAAGGUCGGAAGGCAGCCAAGUCGGACAAUGUUGAAGAGCAAUCUUCCUUGGAAUCCGCGAAGCAAGAAACUGACGCUUGA
Molecule: messenger RNA, 2334 nt
Organism: Penicillium daleae
Lineage: Eukaryota; Fungi; Ascomycota; Eurotiomycetes; Eurotiales; Aspergillaceae
Exons: 2
Coding region: 1-2334 (777 amino acids)
Molecular function (GO): protein binding
Source: RefSeq, a predicted model, not a curated record